AUGGACAAUGCAGAGUUGACGGAUGCAGAGUCAGACGUAGAAGCUACAGAAGUAGAUAAUGUAACUUCAGCAGAACAAUGGUCGGAAAACAUUGUGAACUCAUACAAAGAGUUCCUAGUCUCUGGAGGGACAAACUACACUGAUAUUCCAAGCAGGAAACGAAAGUCAUUUAGAAGAAGAGCAAAAGAUUUUACAGUUCAAGAUGGAAGGUUGUACUACACAAAGACUCCAGGUUUACUCAGACUGGCACUUGGUAGCAAAAAUGAGCAAGAUCGUGCCUUUCAGGAGUGUCACGUAAAUCCAAUUGGCGGUCAUCUGGGAAGAACUAAAACCACUGACAAAAUAAGGAGCAGAUACUACUGGCCAAACCAGUACAUUGAUAUCGCAAAUCAGAUAAGGAAAUGUGAUAGGUGCCAGAGGACGAAUUCUGUUCUCAAAUUGCAGUCAAACGAACUCCACCCUAUUCCUGUUCGUUCAGAAGUGUGGAGUCUAGUUGGAAUUGAUCUCAUGGGACCGCUGACAAUGACAAGUCAAGGAAACCAAUACAUACUAACAAUGACAUGCUAUUUCAGUAAAUGGGUUGAAGCUUUCCCCAUAUCAGACAAAACUGCUGUUACAGUGGCCAGGGCUUUGUACACUGCCUACUGUAGGCAUGGAGCACCAAACGAUAUUAUCACUGAUCAAGGCAGAGAGUUUGUCAACCAGGUGUGCAAGGUACUCCAUUGUCAAUUCAAUGUCAGGCAAAGAAUAACAGCUGCUUAUCAUCCUCAGUCUAACGGACUAGAUGAAAGAACAAAUCAAACAAUUAGAAAAUGCCUUGAAAAAUUGGUAAUAGAGCAUGAAGAAGACUGGGAUGAACUCCUUGACCCAGUUCUCUUUGCUAUUCGAACCAGUGUUCAAGAGUCCACCAAGUUCACUCCUUUCUUUUUAAUGCAUGGACGAGAAGCUAGGUUUCCUUUAGAAGCUGAAAACAGUGAGAUCACUUCUGUCAGUCAGUUGGGUGAUGUGCAGCAAGCAGUACAUCAUCUAAAGGAAAUGAGAAACAAAACAUUGAAAACAGUUGGACAGACUGUUUUGCGAUUAAAUAUGCUAAAAAGGACAACGAAAGGUCAUAAGAUGGAAGACACCUGGCUUGGACCAUACAGAGUUAUAGAAAUGACUGCAUCUGGUGGCUGUGUCCUUUGUUGCAUCAAAACUAAUUCAACAAUGAAGCGCAAAGUUAAUAUUAGUCAGCUGAAGAUCUACAAUACACCACAGAAGUCUUCUGAAUUGGCAAAUGUGACAAGCAAAGAUGAUGAAUCAGCUGCUACUAGGAUUAAGGGCAACAGCAAGCCAAAUUUCUCAGAUUUAGAACGUCAGCUAUUUGAUCAAAGUCUGUUACGGCUGUGGCGCACAGGAGCAAUAUGGGAGGCUUGGAAAGCUGAAGAAGACGACGAGAGAGAGCUUGCUGAACAUACAAGCUCUGUUGAAGAAUGUUGGCUUAGUGUCAAUGUAGACGUGGCUCUGUGGCUAGACUGUCGAACGUAUGAGAAAAAGCCAACAUUAAAACGAGUUAGUGAUUUUGUGCUAGUAAAUCCUGUUGUUCAUCAAGAGUUCAAUGAUUUUGCAAAAGCUGAAAUAACUCAAGAAUUGCAAUUACUACUAGACGUGGACUUAAUUAAGGUCUGGGAAACUGACAAAGCACUCUCAUUGCCAAGGGUGUCUCGAUAUCAAAACGUGUACGUCAGCAUCAGCAGCUCUCAACUUGAUGACCUAUGUCUGUGGGUAUAUGAUAUGAGAAAGCUGUAUAACAGUAAAGGAAGAAGUUUGUUUGAGGUAGUUAAUAAGAGAGCAAGUAUGCCUCAAACAUUGUCUAGUCUAACAUCAGCUGCCGAGAGUUCACAAAGAUGGGUACAUGGUCUGGAUCUCAAUGAAACUGAUAAAUGUAUUAUACAAGGCAAGUGUGCCGACGGCUUUCUAACUGACAAGCACAUGCAUGCUGCUCAUCAGCUUCUAUUAAAGCAGUUUCCCUACAUCAGUGGACUAGAGUCAACACUCUUUUGCCAGACUUACGGAUUCGCUCACGUAACAAGUGAUGCUAUUCAGAUUCAUUUUACAGGAAGUCAUCAUUGGGUGACUUCAACCUGCUUUGGCAAACAAGUACGACUAUACGACAGCAAUGCUGGCCUACACUUGUCUCCUUGUAUGGAAACACAGCUGGCACAAAUAUAUCAAUUGGCUCACAAAGACAACAUUCUCAUGCUGAGUCUGCAAUCGUCUCCAACUAAUGUUGGAGUGAAUCUCCUUCGUACAUCAACAACGUCAGGCUGGUCAACCGAUUGA
Messenger RNA from Corticium candelabrum, 2322 nucleotides. RefSeq lists its product as uncharacterized. The record is from RefSeq and is a predicted model, not a curated record. The coding region runs from base 1 to 2322 and encodes 773 amino acids. Gene Ontology annotation, molecular function: nucleic acid binding. Gene Ontology annotation, biological process: DNA integration. The transcript has 11 exons. Lineage: Eukaryota; Metazoa; Porifera; Homoscleromorpha; Homosclerophorida; Plakinidae.